AUGGCGCCGCCGGCCCUCCAGAAGACGGGCAAGUUCAGCGUCUUCGACCGGCCCGGCGUGAAGCAGACGCAGCGCACGUCCGGCGCGCGGCUGACGACGGCGUCGGCCGGCAAGAUCGACCAGGCCGCCGGGGAGAAGAUCGGCGGCCCCUUCGCCGUCGAGCCGGCCCCGGCCUUCACGGCCCACCGCGAGGCCGUUUGGGACCGCGCGGCCGCGGCGCGCGCGGCCGCGCCGCCGCCGCCGAAACGCCCCAUCGAGAUCACGCUGCCCGACGGCACGGUCAAGCCCGGCGUCGCGCACGAGACGUCGCCCCUCGACAUCGCGCUGGGCAUCAGCAAGCAGCUCGCGGGCCGCGUCUGCGUCGCGCGCGCGGGCGACGUGGUCAAGCCCGUGCUCUGGGACCUGCCGCGGCCCCUCGAGGGCGACUGCCGGCUCGAGCUGCUCGACUUCGAGAGCCCCGAGGGGAAGAUGGUCUUCUGGCACAGCGCGGCGCACCUCCUCGGCGCGGCGCUCGAGCAGAAGUACGGCGCGAAGCUCUCCAUCGGCCCGCCCGUCGAGGGCGGCUUCUACUACGACGCCUACAUCGGAAACGAGACCAUCAGCGACAAGGAGUUCAAGGACAUCCAGGCGCGCGUGGCGAAGAUCGUCAACGCGAAGGCCAAGUUCGAGCGCCUCGCGCUCACGAAGGCCGAGCUGUUGGACAUGUUCGCCUACAACCCCUUCAAGAGCGCCAUCAUCCAAAACAAGGUGCCCGACGGCGCCAUGACGACGGCCUACCGCAGCGGGCCCAUCAUCGACCUGUGCAUGGGCCCCCAGGUGCCCGACGCGGGUCGCGUCAAGGCCUUCGAGGUGCUGCGGGCGUCGUCGGCCUACUGGCUCGGCAAGACGGAGAACGACACGCUCCAGCGCGUCUACGGCGUCGCCUUCCCGGACAAGAAGGGCCUCACGAAGCACAAGGCCAUGCUCGCGGAGGCCGCGAAGCGCGACCACCGCAAGGUCGGCGGCGCGCAGAAGCUCUUCUUCUUCGACCAGCUGAGCCCCGGAUCCGCCUUCUUCGAGCCCCACGGCGCGCGCAUCUACAACGGCCUCAUCGCCUUCAUCAAGGACCAGUACUGGCUCCGCGAGUACACGGAGGUCGUGACGCCGAACGUCUACAACUUCGACCUGUGGCACACGUCGGGCCACGCGCUCCACUACAAGGACGACAUGUUCUGCUUCGACGUCGAGGGCGCCGAGUUCGGCAUGAAGCCCAUGAACUGCCCGGGCCACUGCCUCAUGUUCAAGCAUGACGUCCGGUCGUGGCGCGACCUGCCGAUGCGCUACGCGGAUUUCGGCGUGCUCCACCGCAACGAGCUCAGCGGCGCGCUUUCCGGGCUCACGCGCGUGCGCCGCUUCCAGCAGGACGACGGCCACAUCUUCUGCCGCGAGGACCAGGUCGAGGAGGAAGUGAGGGGCGCGCUCGAGUUCAUGAAGCACGUCUACGACGUCUUCGGCAUGGGCUACCGGCUCGAGCUGUCCACGCGGCCGAAGAAGGCCCUGGGCGACAAGGCUGUGUGGGACCGCGCCGAGGCCGCCCUGGCGAGCGCCAUGGACGCCUUCGCGGGCAAGGGGGGCUGGCGCGUGAACCCGGGCGACGGCGCGUUCUACGGGCCCAAGAUCGACAUCAAGGUCACGGACGCGCUGGAGCGCGUGCACCAGUGUGCGACGAUCCAGCUCGACUUCCAGCUGCCCAUCCGCUUCGACCUCAAGUACCGCGUGGGCGACACGUCGGGGGAGGAGGGCGGGGCGGUCACACGCCCGAUCAUCAUCCACCGCGCGAUGCUCGGCUCCGUCGAGCGCAUGAUGGCCGUCCUCACGGAGCACUGGGGCGGCAAGUGGCCCUUCUGGAUCUCGCCGCGCCAGGUCUGCGUCAUCCCCGUCGGGCCCACGAACUUCGACUACGCGCGCGCCGUGCGGAAAACGAUCCGCGCCGCGCGCUUCUUCGUCGACGUCGACGACUCGGGCAACACGCUGCCCAAGAAGGUGCGCAACGCCCAGCUCGCCCAGUACAACUUCAUCCUCGUCGUCGGCGACAACGAGGUCAGCGACGGCACCGUGACCGUGCGCACGCGCGCGAACACCGUCGAGGGCACCGUGCCCCUCGCGGACUUCGUCGCGCGGUGCCGCGUGCUCCAGGACACGCAGGCCAAGGACCCGCCGCCGCCGGAGCAGCCCGCCAAGGGCGCGGCGCCGGCCAAGGGGAACAAGAAGUGA
Molecule: messenger RNA, 2253 nt
Organism: Aureococcus anophagefferens
Lineage: Eukaryota; Pelagophyceae; Pelagomonadales; Pelagomonadaceae
Exons: 2
Coding region: 1-2253 (750 amino acids)
Biological process (GO): threonyl-tRNA aminoacylation
Cellular component (GO): mitochondrion; cytoplasm
Molecular function (GO): threonine-tRNA ligase activity; ATP binding
Source: RefSeq, a predicted model, not a curated record